Molecule: messenger RNA, 1954 nt
Organism: Alosa alosa (allis shad)
Lineage: Eukaryota; Metazoa; Chordata; Actinopteri; Clupeiformes; Clupeidae
Product: protein GPR108-like
Exons: 19
Coding region: 155-1870 (571 amino acids)
Biological process (GO): transport
Cellular component (GO): Golgi apparatus; membrane
Source: RefSeq, a predicted model, not a curated record
GUGAACGGGACAGUUGGCUAACAAGCUACCGUAGUCAGAAACCGUCAAGAGUUUUCAGAAAUUUACCAGGAUAACUGUAAGAUAAUAAAACAAAGUUGUAUACUGUGGGAAGAAGGAACGUACAAGGGCAGAGUCGUGUGGCAAAAUCACGACCAUGGUACUGCUGCGAGAUUUAUACAUGCCACUUAUUGCUGUCAUAGCGCUGGUAUCUUUUUGCGACGCAAGAAUACACCAACUUACUCUAAAGAAUGAAACGCGUUCCAUCAUCCACCUUAACACAUUUGGUUUCAAUGCCAACGGCACUCUGGAGUUCCAGCUAGUGUCUCUCCGGCUGUCACCAGCUCACCUGAAGGCUUCAACUACAUUCAUUGGAUUCAGCCUGGCCAAAUCACGAGUGAAUGGUGUCCUCGCAUACAAUGGAGAGGAAGCAGAGUCAUGUGUGCCACAGGAGAAGACGAACACAGCAGAACCUCUUGCCGUCUUCGCCAUCCACACCAACGACCCGCCGAGAGUGGAGCUGAAGCUUUCUGGUGAGGGGCAGGACAGUGUUCUGACGGCCUUCAUCGAGAACGAGAAACAUGGAGACUCCACUAAAGAUACUGGAACCAGGAAGAAGAGGCAAGAAGAUACACAGGAGAAGAAGCCCAUCUCCAUAGUGACCAAGCCUGCUGACAAAGCUGUUGACCAGAGGGACGGUGACGAGAAGAAGGCCCCGGAUGCGCCCGCUGUUCCUGGGAAGGAAGGAAAAGAGGAAGAGAAAAGAACGCCUCAAAACAUACAGCUGAAAGACUUGACCAAAGCCAUCACCAUCACCCUGUCCAAAAAUGGAGAUGACUACAGCUUCAGCUUCAACAUGACGUUUGGUGCCUUGGCUGAGGGUCUGUACAACCUUAACUUCCACAACUGUUACAACCGGCUCCCUGCCAACCCACUGCCAUACACCCUCAGCGUGAAGAUCGUUGAGAGGAACUUGGGUGGUUUCCUGUCGGCGGCUGAGAUCCCGCUGCCCCGCCUCUACAUCAGCAUGGCUGCAGUGUUCUUCACCGCCGCACUCAUCUGGGUCUACACGCUCAUGAAGCACAGGUACAGCGUGUUUAAGAUCCACUGGCUCAUGACUGCACUGGCUUUCACGAAGGCCAUCUCUCUGGUGUUUCACAGCAUAAACUAUCACUUCAUCAAUACUGAGGGUCACCCCAUUGAAGGCUGGGCUGUCAUGUACUAUAUCACUCACUUACUGAAGGGGGCGCUGCUUUUCAUCACGCUGGCUCUCAUUGGCACUGGCUGGGCCUUUGUCAAGUACAUCCUGUCCGACAAGGAGAAGAAGAUCUUCAUGAUAGUCAUUCCACUGCAGGUCCUGGCCAACGUGGCCUACAUCAUCAUUGAGUCAACAGAGGAAGGCUCCAGUGAGUAUGCCCUGUGGAAGGAGAUCCUCUUCCUGGUCGACCUCAUCUGCUGCGGAGCUAUCCUCUUCCCAGUCGUCUGGUCCAUCCGCCACCUCCAGGAGGCCUCCACCACUGAUGGCAAAGCUGCCAUGAACCUUGAGAAGUUGAAGCUCUUCAGGCAUUACUAUGUCAUGAUUGUGUGUUAUAUCUACUUCACGCGGAUCAUCGCCAUUCUGCUGAAGGUGACCGUGCCGUUCCAGUGGCAGUGGUGCUACGAGUUCCUGGUGGAGGUGUCCACCCUGAUCUUCUUCGUGCUGACGGGCUUCAAGUUCCGGCCGGCCUCCAACAACCCUUACCUGCAGCUCCCACAGGAUGAGGAGGACAUGGAGAUGGACGAAGUUUUGACAGAAUCCGGCGCGCUCGAGGGCAUCACCAAAGUGAAGAAGACGUCCAACGCUCGCGAGCGACAGAGAGAAGCCACCUUAUGAGAGCCGUGCGCGCCGCUCCUGGGUCCCGUUUGAGCUCCGCCCACGGGCGCACAGGGGGAGGAGUCUGGACUCUUGUACCCAGCC